This is a messenger RNA of Cornus florida, 981 nucleotides long. RefSeq names its product pathogenesis-related protein PR-4-like. The transcript is spliced from 2 exons. Gene Ontology annotation, biological process: defense response to fungus; defense response to bacterium. Bases 157 to 642 code for a protein of 161 amino acids. NCBI's taxonomy places the organism in Eukaryota, Viridiplantae, Streptophyta, Magnoliopsida, Cornales, Cornaceae. Gene Ontology annotation, molecular function: RNA nuclease activity. The record is from RefSeq and is a predicted model, not a curated record.
UGAGGAUAGAAAUGAUGAUAUCCCAAAAACUACCCAUUAACACUGACAAUUUCAUCUGAUUUAUAUAAUGGGUAAUUUAGUAAUUUCAUAUGAAUCCCUUCUAUAUCCAUUCAAGAACUUCUUCCGAGCGAAAAAAAUUUACUAGUACACACAGAAAUGGGGAGGCAAUUUCUAUGCAUAAUGUUCACGCUUAGUCUAGUGAUUGUUGGCAGUAUGGCAAUUGGUGAGACUGCUUCUAAUGUGAAAGCUACAUACCAUUUCUAUAAUCCUGACCAGAAUGGAUGGAACUUGACUGCUGUUAGCGCUUACUGUUUCACCUGGGAUGCUAAUAAGCCCUUGGCAUGGCGGAGCAAGUAUGGCUGGACCGCCUUCUGUGGCCCGGUCGGGCCUCGUGGCCAGGCAGCCUGCGGCGAGUGUUUGCUGGUUACAAACACAGGUACCGGGGCUGAAGAAACGGUCAGGAUUGUGGAUCAAUGCAGCAACGGAGGGCUAGAUUUGGAUGCCGGUGUGUUCCAAAAACUAGACACAGAUGGAAGGGGCAAUGCCCAGGGCCAUCUUAUGGUGAACUACACGUUCGUGAAUUGCGGGACUGAAUUAAGCAAGACCCAAUUACUCUACUUAGAUUGCACAUUAGAUAAAUAAAUAAGAGCUUGUGAAAAAAUAAAUUCCAGGAACAGAAAUGAUUAAUCGUUCGAACUCGGAAGACCAAAGGACCAGUCACCUACCUUCAACAAAUCUUUGGGUAGUGGGUUCCAUUAAUAUAUUUUCAAAGUUACUAUUACCGUACCAUAUAAAUAUCAUAAUCAAAUAUUGCAGCCAGCCACAUGAGUUGCUAUUGCUAGUUAUUCCGGACCUUCCGGUUGCCCUAAAAGGGUAUGUGAGCAGACGCUCUUACUCCGACCAUUGCUUCAGAAUUAUGUGCCCCAGUCGUUAUGUAUCUUGGAAAGGACUAUGCCAUCUAUGAAGAUUGAAUUAAACUAA